AUGGUUACAAAGUUUUGGUUGUUUCUUUUUCCACGUCCAACCCACCAGAAAACCAACAAGUAAAGUUGUCAAGCAAGUCGACAUGAAAAAUUUCUUCCAAUUCCUUUUGGAGGGUGAAUUGAAAACGAUGCGCUUUGCCACUUUACGAUCAGCAGUAGCUGUUACUUGUCGUCAGUUGGGAAAUAAAAGAUAUUUCAGUCGUAGAGUAUCACGCAGGAGAAAUGACGACGAGGACGAUUUUGAAGAACGUGAACCGAGAAAGCUUUCAGCUUUUAAUUUAUAUAUGCAAAAGAUGUUGCCUGUUAUGAAACAACAACAUCCGGAGCUCAAUCAUAAAGAAGUAUUCAAAAUGUGUGCUCAAAGUUGGAAGACUGCUCGUGAGAACCCAAAGAAUACUCGAACUCCACGUUAAGUGCAGUAUGUACCGCUCUAUUUCGUAGCCAAGGGAAUUCAACUUGUCAUCCCUGGUUGUUCGAAGACGGUGUUUCCAGUUGUUACUUUUGCGGAUAGCUAUGGAGAUUGAAAUGUUCCAAUAAAACCUAUCUCUUGUAUGGGUUAUUUUCAAUCUGUGAAUAACUCUCCGCACUAUACAAAUAAAGUCCUCAUAAGAUACCCAACGAUAUAUAUAUAUUUAAUAAAAGUUUUGCUCUCCAACCACGGAACUGGAAUAAAAGGAAGAGGCAAACUGCCUCUAUAGCACUCCUUCCCAAGCUCUCGUCAUUAUUGAAGAGAUCAAUAAAAGUCCUCAAAACCCU
Galdieria sulphuraria is the source of this 755-nucleotide messenger RNA. RefSeq lists its product as uncharacterized. Lineage: Eukaryota; Rhodophyta; Bangiophyceae; Galdieriales; Galdieriaceae. The transcript is spliced from 3 exons. The record is from RefSeq and is a predicted model, not a curated record. The coding region runs from base 128 to 412 and encodes 94 amino acids.